Messenger RNA from Echinops telfairi (small Madagascar hedgehog), 2269 nucleotides. RefSeq names its product UDP-glucose pyrophosphorylase 2 (gene UGP2). NCBI's taxonomy places the organism in Eukaryota, Metazoa, Chordata, Mammalia, Afrosoricida, Tenrecidae. Gene Ontology annotation, biological process: UDP-alpha-D-glucose metabolic process; glycogen metabolic process. The record is from RefSeq and is a predicted model, not a curated record. Bases 341 to 1867 code for a protein of 508 amino acids. Gene Ontology annotation, molecular function: UTP:glucose-1-phosphate uridylyltransferase activity. Gene Ontology annotation, cellular component: cytoplasm. The transcript has 10 exons.
AGUCUCCAGCUCGCGAACUAGCAGUCUGGGCUGGAGUUCCUAGCCGACUCUGGCGCACCAGAUUCCCGUCUUUUGGAAGUGUGGAGGAGCGCUUUUCCUGGGUGUUCUCUAGUCUGCCCGGACUAACACACUUGGGUGUAUUUUUGGGGGGAGGUGGGGGAACCCAGUUUUAAUCGCUUUUGAAUACCUUGAACGGUUUACCACCGGAGGAAAAAGAACACGACGGUUGUUGAAGGAAGAAGAGAGACUACCCUAUAGAGCGACUUCUAUUGAAAAUUUAGGGGGUGGGGAAGACUUUUUCUUUUUUCUUAAAGCUAGACAAUUUUAUUAAAAUCCAAACAUGUCGAGAUUUGUGCAAGAUCUUAGCAAAGCAAUGUCUCAAGAUGGCAUGUCUCAGUUCCAAGAAGUCAUUCGGCAAGAACUAGAACUAUCCGUGAAGAAGGAACUCGAACAGAUACUCACUACUGCGCCAUCACAUGAGUGUGAGCAUACUAAAAAAGACCUUGAUGGAUUUCGGAAGCUAUUUCAUAGAUUUUUGCAAGAAAAGGGACCUUCUGUGGAUUGGGGAAAAAUUCAGAGGCCUCCAGAGGAUUCGAUCCAACCCUAUGAAAAGAUAAAGGCUAAGGGCCUGCCUGAUAACAUAUCUUCCGUGUUGAACAAGCUGGUGGUGGUGAAGCUCAAUGGCGGCUUGGGGACCAGCAUGGGCUGCAAGGGCCCAAAGAGCCUGAUUGGUGUGAGGAAUGAGAAUACCUUUUUGGAUCUGACUGUACAGCAAAUUGAGCAUUUGAACAAAACCUACAACACAGACGUUCCUCUUGUUCUGAUGAACUCCUUUAACACGGAUGAAGAUACCAAAAAAAUCCUACAGAAGUACAAUCAUUGCCGGGUGAAAAUCCAUACUUUUAAUCAAAGCAGGUACCCGAGGAUUAAUAAGGAGUCUUUACUGCCUGUAGCCAAGGAUGUGUCUUACUCAGGGGAAAAUACUGACGCUUGGUACCCUCCAGGCCAUGGGGAUAUUUACGCCAGUUUCUACAACUCCGGUUUGCUUGAUACCCUUAUCGGAGAAGGCAAAGAGUACAUUUUUGUGUCAAACAUAGAUAAUUUGGGUGCCACAGUGGAUCUUUAUAUUCUUAAUCAUUUAAUGAACCCACCCAACGGAAAACGCUGUGAGUUUGUCAUGGAAGUCACCAACAAAACCCGGGCCGACGUGAAGGGCGGGACACUCACUCAGUACGAAGGCAAACUGAGGCUGGUGGAAAUCGCUCAAGUGCCAAAAGCCCAUGUUGAUGAGUUCAAGUCUGUAUCCAAAUUCAAAAUAUUUAACACAAACAACCUGUGGAUCUCUCUUGCAGCAGUUAAAAGACUGCAGGAGCAGAAUGCCAUUGACAUGGAAAUCAUUGUGAAUCCCAAGACUCUGGAUGGAGGCCUGAAUGUCAUUCAGUUAGAAACUGCCGUAGGGGCUGCCAUUAAAAGUUUCGAGAAUUCUCUAGGUAUUAAUGUCCCUAGGAGCCGUUUUCUGCCUGUCAAAACCACAUCGGAUCUUUUACUUGUGAUGUCAAACCUCUACAGCCUUAAUGCGGGAUCCUUGACCAUGAGUGAGAAACGGGAGUUCCCUACAGUGCCCUUGGUUAAACUAGGCAGCUCUUUUACAAAGGUUCAAGAUUAUCUAAGGAGAUUUGAAAGUAUACCAGAUAUGCUUGAAUUGGAUCACCUCACGGUGUCAGGAGAUGUGACAUUUGGCAAGAAUGUUUCAUUAAAGGGAACGGUUAUCAUCAUUGCAAAUCACGGUGACAGGAUUGAUAUCCCAGCUGGAGCAGUUUUAGAGAACAAGAUUGUAUCUGGAAACCUUCGUAUCUUGGACCACUGAGAGGGAAGAUACUGUGCACAUUGUCCCAACAAUGUCUCUUACCGUGAUAAAACGGUCUCUAGGACUCUAAGAUAGGCAGGGGCUUACUGGACCCUGCAGAAUUAAUGUGCAAAGUAGUGUUUUCUGCAGUAUGCUUUUAGUCUAAGAAAAGCACAGAUGGAAGCAAUACUUUUUUUCUUCUUUGAAGAGAAUUCUGAACGUUAGUUAAUUUUCAAGUGCAAUAUCAUUUAAUCUUAAAACCGGGGCAGUUCUGCUGGAAGAUCUUAACAGAGGCCUCAAUGACGGUAGCUUUGAAUUGCUUAUUAUUUCAGAAACAAAGCUGUGAAGCAAUACACGUGUACCCUCACGCUUUCAGUGAUCACUGUAUGGAAUGGUCAAAUAAAAGGGUUUGCUCUUGCUCAA